GUGCGAGAGGACCCCAGCGAACAAGGGAGCGAGUGAGGGUCAGACUGCAGAGACUGGGCCAGCGGCUCGGAUAGAAGCCGGGCCAGGCCGGCGUACUGCGCCGGCUGCGCUCGUUCCGGAUCCGCAGAGCUAGCGGCGGGCGGCGCUCAGCCGCGUUCACAGCCUCCUCUUCUCCCCAGCCGGGGAGAGAGAGCGCCUUGGUCCCGCUUUGGGCUUUUGCAUUCUCUGCCGCCGUGGCGGACAAGCCGCUGCGCACUGUAUCUAGCCCAAUCCCCUCCCUAGCUAUCCGAGGGUCCAAGAGCCAAGUUCCCUGGCUUUCCUGCCGUCCGUUGGGUCCCACCAAGGCAGUCCUGAAGUUGAGUUUGAGAGGCGACACGGCGGCGGCGGCCGCGCUGCUCCCGCUCCUCUGCCUCCCCAUGGAUAUGCACUGCAAAGCAGACCCCUUCUCCGCGAUGCACCCAGGGCACGGGGGUGUGAACCAGCUCGGGGGGGUGUUUGUGAACGGCCGGCCCCUACCCGACGUGGUGAGGCAGCGCAUCGUGGAGCUGGCCCACCAGGGUGUGCGGCCCUGUGACAUCUCCCGGCAGCUGCGGGUCAGCCAUGGCUGUGUCAGCAAAAUCCUGGGCAGGUACUACGAGACUGGCAGCAUCAAGCCUGGAGUGAUUGGCGGUUCCAAGCCCAAGGUGGCAACGCCCAAAGUGGUGGACAAGAUUGCUGAAUACAAGCGGCAGAACCCGACUAUGUUUGCCUGGGAGAUCCGUGACCGGCUGCUAGCUGAGGGCAUCUGCGACAAUGACACAGUGCCCAGCGUCUCAUCCAUCAACAGGAUCAUUCGGACCAAAGUUCAGCAGCCUUUCCACCCAACACCGGAUGGCGCAGGGACAGGAGUGACUGCCCCUGGCCACACCAUCGUUCCCAGCACGGCCUCCCCUCCCGUUUCCAGCGCCUCUAAUGACCCAGUGGGAUCCUACUCCAUCAAUGGGAUCCUGGGGAUUCCUCGCUCCAAUGGUGAGAAGAGGAAACGUGAUGAAGUCGAGGUAUACCCUGAUCCUGCCCACAUUAGAGGAGGUGGAGGUUUGCAUCUGGUCUGGACUUUAAGAGAUGUGUCCGAGGGCUCUGUCCCUAAUGGAGACUCCCAGAGCGGUGUGGACAGUUUGCGGAAGCACCUGCGAGCCGACACCUUCACCCAGCAGCAGCUGGAAGCUUUGGAUCGGGUCUUUGAACGACCUUCCUAUCCAGAUGUCUUCCAGGCAUCAGAGCACAUCAAAUCAGAACAGGGGAAUGAGUACUCUCUCCCGGCCCUGACCCCUGGGCUUGAUGAAGUCAAGUCAGGUCUCUCUGCAUCCGCCAACCCCGAGCUGGGCAGCAAUGUGUCAGGCACACAGACAUACCCCGUCGUGACCGGUCGCGAUAUGGCGAGCACCACUCUACCUGGUUACCCCCCUCAUGUGCCCCCCACUGGCCAGGGGAGCUAUCCUACCUCCACCCUGGCAGGAAUGGUGCCUGGGAGCGAGUUCUCAGGCAACCCCUACAGCCAUCCCCAGUACACCGCCUACAACGAGGCUUGGAGAUUCAGCAACCCUGCCUUACUAAUGCCGCCCCCCGGGGCUCCGCCCCUGCCGCUGCUGCCGCUGCCUAUGACCGCCACUAGUUACCGCGGGGACCACAUCAAGCUUCAGGCAGACAGCUUCGGCCUCCACAUCGUCCCAGUCUGACCGCCCACCCCAGAGGGGGGAGGACCGAAGCGACGAGCUGCCACUCGGCCACCGUCCCAGUCCCACCCCUCCACCUCGAGACACCCUUCCCCCUCCCCCGCAGCCCUUCACGUCACCCUGUCGAUGGCCUGACAGCACCGGUGGAGCGGCGGGUAGGACCCUCAGGCCCCGGCUCAUCGCCAGCCCCGCCCGCCGCCCCUCCCUGCCUGCCUGCCUGCCUGCCUGGACCACCUCGCCGCCCGGAAGCUCGCCCGCCUCUGGCCCGCGCGUCCGGCACGUUUCUGUGACACACAAUCAGCGUGGCCCACCCGGGGGCAGCCCGCUUCUGACGCUGGGCGCUGGGAGGCUUCACUGCAGAAGCUGAGCUAGGGAAACUAAGGAAAGGACUUUGUGCUGAAGGAGGAGCCGUGGUCGGAACCCCUAGGGAAACUCCUGCCCCACCCCAUCCCCUGUGCCUGCCAGGCUGACCCCGCCUUCUGUCUGCGUCCAGCCGCUGACAGUGGCACCUGAACGCGAGGAUCGGACUCGAGGGACAACGUUUGGGACGGCAGAGUUUUCCAAGGCUGGUACCCAAGGCGAGCAGACGCCAACUGAGCUCGUCCACCCUGACUGCCUAGUUCCCCAGGGCGUGGGAUCUCCUGCAGUGACUCUACUCUCGGCCCCGCCUUGCCCCUACCUCAGCGCCUCUUCCAUCUGCUGGCCUUUGACUUUCCCCUCCUGCGCGUUUUCAUCCCAGGACACCUUGCACGCAGCCCCAUCGGGGCCACCGCGGGAACAGUUUCCUCCGACUGCGGCUGCCAGCACUGGUCUUUCCCAGCAGUAACUUGCUGUCCCCCACCCCAAACUCCCAACCUGCGGGCGGUAGGAGCCAGCAGGGAACUGACGACCGAGCUGCCCGGGAGAUGGAAACCGGGGGCUGCUUGCCCCACUCCAUCCACCCUCAGCCGAACAGAGCCCCUGAAGUCUACAUACUUAUUUAAUAUGACGGUCUUUGCAUAAACGAACAAAACAAAAACCCAAAAGGCUGCUUUGUAGAAAGACGGUGUGUGUGGUGUGGAGGCGAACCUCUCCCUGUACAUAUCCCCUCCCUCUCCGCCCCGCCCGCCCGCCGGGUACCGUAGAGUCCCUGUCCCCCGCCCGCCCUGCCUGUAGAUACACCUGCUGUCCGUGCUGUGAGGGUCGCCGCUCGCUGGGGGGAGGGGGGGACAGAGCUACAUGCCCACUCAAGGACAGCACGUUCUGGGGGAGGGGGGCAUUUUUUUACUUUACAAAAAAAAUUAUGAAAGAAAUCUCUAUGCAAAAUGACGAACAUGGUCCGGUGGACACCUCUCGCCUCUGUUUUGUUGGCUGUUUCUCUAAUUCCGUGUUUUCCGCUCUCACCUCCCUGCAUCUCUCCCUCCCUCUUCAUCUCCCCUUUCUCUUCUGUGUCUCUUUCUCUGCCUCACUUGUCUCUGUCUCGGUCCCGGCCCUCCUGCCCCAGGCUUCCAAGGCUACAUUAAAAGUGGCAGAGCCAGCCUCCGGGCUAGCCCCUAGUGGCCUUGCCACCGUGCUCCGGCUAGGCCGCCCUGUCCCUCCCCGCCCUGUAGUUGCUCUCUCUCGGUAGCGGCGAUGCUCCCUGCAUGUCUCCUCAACCGUGGAUCGUGACGACUCGAAAUAACAGAAACAAAGUCAAUAAAAGUGAAAAAAUAAAUAAGUAAAUAAAUAAAAAUCCUUGAACAAAUCCGAAAAGGCUUGGAGUCCUAGCCCAGAUCUCUCUUCCCUUCGAGCCUUUUUAUUUGAAAAGGAAAGUGAGAAAAGAGAAGAGUGUAAGGGCACUGCGGUAGCCUGGUCCGGGCCCAGCAGCGGAGCCCUAGGUCCCAGCUCCGAGGCCAGGCUUGACCCCAGUCUUGUGUGGGGCUGGCUGGCUGGGCUCAAGGAGCACGGGACCCAGGAUCAGGCCUAGCUUUCGAAAGGUCUUCCACAGUUCUGGUCUCCUCCGCCACUUUCAACGUGUCGGUUCGUUUUAAUUAUUUUUAUUUUCUUUCUUCCUUUCUUUUUUUGUGC
Messenger RNA from Alexandromys fortis (reed vole), 3758 nucleotides. RefSeq names its product paired box 2 (gene Pax2). The transcript is spliced from 12 exons. Gene Ontology annotation, biological process: anatomical structure development; regulation of transcription by RNA polymerase II. NCBI's taxonomy places the organism in Eukaryota, Metazoa, Chordata, Mammalia, Rodentia, Cricetidae. The record is from RefSeq and is a predicted model, not a curated record. Bases 417 to 1715 code for a protein of 432 amino acids. Gene Ontology annotation, molecular function: RNA polymerase II cis-regulatory region sequence-specific DNA binding; DNA-binding transcription factor activity, RNA polymerase II-specific.